Micromonas pusilla CCMP1545 is the source of this 7416-nucleotide messenger RNA. RefSeq lists its product as uncharacterized. Gene Ontology annotation, biological process: DNA replication proofreading; DNA replication; leading strand elongation. Lineage: Eukaryota; Viridiplantae; Chlorophyta; Mamiellophyceae; Mamiellales; Mamiellaceae. The coding region runs from base 1 to 7416 and encodes 2471 amino acids. The transcript is spliced from 2 exons. Gene Ontology annotation, cellular component: nucleus; epsilon DNA polymerase complex. The record is from RefSeq and is a predicted model, not a curated record. Gene Ontology annotation, molecular function: single-stranded DNA 3'-5' DNA exonuclease activity; DNA binding; zinc ion binding.
AUGGGCGCUCCCGCGUUCAGCGGCGGCACCGCCGGCAGGAGCAAGGGUAACAUGUACGGCGAAGCCGGCCGCGGCCGCGGGCAAGGCCGCGGACGCGGACGCGGCGGCGGUCGCGGCGGCGGCGGCGACUGGAAGAGCGAGAAGAGCCGGCUGCAGAUGGCCCAGGAGGAGGACGCGCUCGAGGCCACGCUCGGGUAUGCGGCGUUCACGGAGGGGGAGCAGCGCCUCGGGUGGCUCAUGAACGUCUGCGCGACGACGAUCCAAGACGCGGAGACGCAGAAAGAGUUCAGCGCCGUUGAUUGCUACUUCAUGCAGCAGGACGGCGAGACGUUCAAGGCGCAGGUGCGGUACGCGCCGUACUUUCUCGUCGCCGCGAAAGACGGAUGCGAGCACGACGUCGAGGCGUUCUUGACGCGUCGGUACGAGGGCAAAGUCGCGCAGGUGGAGCUCGUGCAAAAGGAAGACCUGGAUCUGAAGAACCACCUCAGCGGGCUGAAGCAGACGUACGUCAAGGUGUCGUUCGCGACGGUCCAGGACCUCAUGGACGUCCGCCGCGAGGUCAUGCCGAUGGUGAAGAAGAACCAGACGCGAUGCGAAGCCGCGGAGGCGUACGAGGCGCUGCAUCAGAUGGAGGUGAUGAACGGCGCCGAUCAGGGCGGCGGCCGCGCGCACCACGCGGGGACCGAACUCCGCGGCAACAAGGGCGGCGGGAAGCCCGGGGGUAAGCGCGCGAUCGCCAACUACGGCGACGCGAUGAUCGACAUCCGCGAGUACGACGUCCCGUAUCACAUGCGUUGGCUCAUCGACACGGAGACUCGGUGCGGGUGGUGGUACGACGUCAAGGCCAACGCGGGGGACGUGACGCUGACGCAUCGGCCGGACCUGCUCGCGCGCGGCGAAGUCCGCGUCUGCGCGUUCGACAUCGAGACGACGAAGCUGCCUCUGAAGUUCCCGGACGCGGAGUUUGACCAGGUGUUCAUGAUCUCGUACAUGCUCGACGGGCAGGGGUAUCUGAUCAUAAACAGGGACGUGGUGGGCGCCGACGUGGAUAAUUUCGAGUACUCGCCCAAGCCGGAGUAUCCCGGGGAUUUCAUCGUGUGGAACGAGAAGGACGAGGCUGGGUUGCUUCGACGGUGGUUCGAUCACAUGCGCGAGACGCGGCCGUGCGUCUACGUGACGUACAACGGCGACUUUUUCGACUGGCCAUUCGUGGAGACGAGGGCGGAGAAGAACGGCAUGUCGAUGUACCUCGAACUCGGGUUCAAGUGCGAUCGCAAAACCGGCGAGUGCCGCUCGCGAAGCGCGCUGCACCUCGACGCGUUCGCGUGGGUGAAGCGCGAUUCGUACCUCCCCGCGGGGUCGCACGGCCUGAAAGCGGUCACGAAGGCCAAGCUCGGGUACAACCCCGUGGAGGUUGACCCCGAGGACAUGCUGCCGUUCGCGCAAGAGCAGCCGCAGACCAUGGCGGCGUACUCCGUAUCGGACGCCGUCGCGACGUACUACCUGUACAUGACGUACGUGCACCCGUUCAUAUUCUCGCUCGCGACCAUCAUCCCGAUGUCCCCCGAUGAGGUGCUGAGGAAAGGGUCCGGGACGCUGUGCGAGGCGCUGCUCAUGGUGCAGGCGUACCGAGGGAACAUCGUGUGCCCGAAUAAGCAGCAGGCGGCGGGGGAGAAGCACUACAAGGGGCACCUGCUCGAGUCGGAGACGUACAUCGGCGGGCACGUCGAGGCGCUCGAGGCGGGGGUGUUCCGCGCGGACAUCCCGACCAAGUUCCGGAUGCAGCCGAAGGGGUAUCAGGGGCUGUUGGAUUCGCUGGACGACGAUCUCGUGUACGCGUUGAAGACGGAGGGGAAAGGGAUGGAACGCGAGGACGUGGGGAACUACGACGAGGUCCGCGCGCAGAUCGCGGCGAAGCUCGAAUCGCUGCGGGAUAACCCGGUGCAGAUGGCGAACCCGCUGAUUUACCACCUCGACGUCGCGGCGAUGUACCCGAACAUCAUCCUGACGAACCGACUGCAGCCGCCGGCGAUGGUCACCGAGGACGUAUGCGCCGCGUGCGAUUACAACCGACCGGGGAAGACGUGCCUGAGAGAGAUGGAGUGGCUGUGGCGCGGCGAGCACUACGCGGCGACGUCGUCAGACUACACCGCGAUCAAGGCGCAGCUCGAGGCGGAGAAGUUCCCGCCGCGCGCGGACGGCUUCGGCGGCGACGGGCCGAGGUAUUGGGCAGAUCUCUCGCACGAGGAGCAGGCGGCGGCGAAGAAGGCGCGGCUCAAGUCGUACUCGCAGAAGGUGUACAAGCGCGUGCUCGAUAAGCCGGUGACGGAGUCGCGGAUCGGCGGGAUCUGCCAGCGCGAGAACGGCUUCUACGUCGACACGGUCAUGAACUUUCGAGACCGCCGGUACGAGUACAAGGGCCUGAACAAAAAGUGGAAAGGGAAGCUCGGGGACGCGAAGAAGGGCGGGAACCCGAUCGAGGUGCAACAGGCGAAGGACAUGGUCACUCUGUACGACUCCCUGCAGCUCGCGCACAAGUGCAUCUUGAACUCGUUCUACGGGUACGUCAUGCGCAGAGGUGCGCGGUGGUACUCCAUGGAGAUGGCUGGCGUCGUGACGUACACGGGCGCGAAGAUCAUUCAGAUGGCGAAGCGCCUCGUGGACGACAUCGGGAAACCGCUCGAGUUGGACACGGACGGGAUCUGGUGCUGCCUCCCCGGGUCGUUCCCGGAGGAGUUCGACCUCGUGCCGAAGGAAGGCAGCGGGAAGAAGAAGCUCACGAUCUCGUACCCGUGCUCGGUGUUGAACCGCCUCACCGCGUUGCAGUGCACGAACGACCAGUACCAGACGCUCAUGGACCCGGAGAAGCGAACGUACAAGCAGUCGUCGGAGAUGUCCAUCGAGUUCGAGGUGGACGGACCGUACAAGGCGAUGAUCCUGCCCGCGUCGAAAGAGGAAGGGAAGCUCAUCAAGAAACGCUACGCCGUCUUCAACUUCGACGGCUCGCUCGAGGAGCUGAAGGGGUUCGAGGUGAAGCGCCGCGGCGAGCUGAAGCUCAUCAAGGCGUUUCAAGAGGAAGUCUUCGAGAAGUUUCUCGACGGCGACACCCUCGAGGGCGUGUACGCCUCCGUCGGCGUCGUCGCGAACAAGUGGCUGGACAUGCUCGAGACGAAGGGCGAGCACCUCACGGACGAAGACCUGGUCGAUUACAUCUCCGAGGCGACGACGAUGAGCAAGUCGCUGGAGGAGUACGGCGACCGCAAAUCGUGCGCUACGACGUGCGCGCGGCGGUUGGGCGCCUUCAUCGGCGGCGACGUCAUGACAGACAAGGGCCUCAAGGCGCAGUACAUCAUCACGAAGAAGCCCGCGGGCGCGCCGACGUCGCAGCGCGCGGUCCCCGUGAUCAUCUUCCAGACCGAGGCGAGCGUCGCGCGUUCAUUCCUCAAGGACUGGCUCAAAGAUCAUCCCCCCGGCGAGCCGGACGAGGUGCCGGACAUGCGUCAGCUCGUGGACUGGGACUACUACACGACGCGCCUGUCGAGCGCGAUUCAGAAGAUCAUCUCCAUCCCGGCGGCGCUGCAGCACGUCAAGAACCCGUGCCCGAGAGUCGCGCACCCGGACUGGCUGACCAAGAUGGUUCGCGAGAAGGACGACACGUUCAAGCAGCGGAAGGUGAAGGACCUCUUCGCCGCGCUCGCGCCGAAGGAUGUCAACGCGCGGCUCGCCGAGCUCGGAGAGAAGACGCCCGGCGGCGGCGGCAAAACCGGCGGCGGGUGCGGCGGCGACGACGAGCUCGACAUGGAGGACGUCGGAGACCGCGGCGGGUCCCUGAUCGGCAAGACUUCCGGUCCGCGCGUGCGGCGGUUCUUCCGCGGCGCCGCGGAGGACGCCGCGCCGGGGGGGGGCGGCGACCGCGACCGAUGGCCGACGACGCCGGAGAACGCGGCGGGGGGCGCCGCGCCGCGCGCGCCGGGCAGCGGCCCGUCGCCGGACGUCCCCGGGCCCGCGAUCGUCCGCAAGCGCCGUGGGCCGCCCGACCCGGUGGACGUCGCGAGAGAAGCGCUCGAGGCGUUCGGGGACGCCCCGGACAAGCGCGUCGACUACGCCGGAUGGCUGCAGCACUGCAAGGCGAAGUGGAGGCUGCAGCGCGCGACGCGGAAGCGUCGCCGGCUGGAGGAAGAGAAGGCGCUCGCGGCGGCGUCCGGCGCGAUCGUCGGCGCGAUGACCCCCGGUCGCGGUAUGCGCACGGGGCCGCGACUCCUGGGCCCCGGCGGCCUCGGCGCGUUCGUGGAGUCGCGCGAGCGGACGCUGCAGAACGCGCCGUGGCAGCUCGUGCAGGUGGAACGCUCCGCCGGGGGGGGCCCCGGCGCGUUCACCGUGUGGGUGCUCGCGGGCGGUUCCCUCCACGCGGUGUCCGUCAGAGCCACGAGACGACUCGCGGUCGCGAUGCGCGUCGCGGAUAAGGAGGGCGACCUCGGCGUCGGCGGCAAGCGCCGCAUCGCCGCGGCGCUGCCCAGAGGCGGCAAAGCCGAUCACGUCUACGAGGUGAAGAUGGACGAGAGCGACUUCAAGUCGGGUCUCGAGGUGGUCGACCUGCUCGCGGAUCCGAACGUCAUCGGCGUGUUCGAACGUCACGUCCCGCUCCUCGAGGCGUCGAUUCAGCGCGUCGGGUGCGUCGCGACGCUGAGGCGCGGCGCGAGCGACGGCCCGGGCGGCGUGUACGACGUCGACGACCUCGAGAUGCGCACGACGGCGGAGUGCGGCUACCUGCCCCUCGCGCCCGUCGCCGGCGCCGCGCACGCCGCGCACGGGAUGCUGCGCCACGUGACGCUGUACGUCGCCGGGACGAAGGAUAAGGGCGUCUACGCGCUGCAUCUCCCCGCGUCCGGCGCGGCCGUGCUCGUCGUCGUGCAACCGGGCGAGGGCGCGGGGGGCGGCGGGCGGCGACGCGCGACGGCGGCGGACGCGCGCGAGGUCACCGCCGCGGCGCUCGAACGCGCGUCAAAAGCCGCGCUGUUCGCGGAGGACGAGACCGAGGGCGGCGGCGGAAACGGAAACGGCGCGGACGGCGACUCCGCCGCCGCCGUCCCCGUGAAGUGGACCGUGGAGUACGUCGGCACGGACGACGCCGCGGGCGCGGCGGUGAGCAGGCACCUCACGUCGUAUCUCGAGGAUCCGAAGGGCCCGACGAUUUGCCUCGUCGAGGCGCCGCCGGACGCGGGACGCGCGCCGGAGACGGACGCGCAUCGCGACGGCGUCGCCGGCCGCCUCGGCGUCGCGAUCCCCGCGCUCGCGAGACUCCCCGUCGUCGUCGUCCCCGCGAACGCCGCGGACUCGAGCUCGAUGCCCGCGCUCGGGUGGCAGCUCAACGCUGCGAAGCUCGCCGCCGCGCGAUUGCAAGCCGCCGGGGGAUGGCUCGCCGAACGCGUCGCCAUCUCUCGCUACGCGCACGUCCCCGUGGGAAACCUCGGGUCGGACUGGUGCCUGCACACCGCGGACACCUUCUUCGCGCGCGCGCUGCGCGACGCGGAUCAGCUCCUGUGGACCGGCCCCGGCGGCGUCCCGGACCUCGGCGGCGGCGCGAGCGACGGCGCGCUGAGCGGACUCGACGACGCGUUGCGCACCGUCCGCGCCGAGGUGACCAACCCCGGCGCGUACCGAUGCGUGUGCGUCGAGCUCAAGGCGCAUCACCUCGCCGUGUGCGCGAUCGCGAACGCGCACUUGCUCAACGACCUAGAGCAGGGCGCGCUGCUCGGGUACGACGUCGGCGCGAACGCGGGGAAAGGGAAGACGGCGAGCGAGCAGGGAGUCCGCGGCGGGCACGAGGCGGCGGCGGCGUUUCGGACGUUGCGAAUCCUCGUGAACAACUGGCUGGUGGACGCGACGGAGCGACGGAACCCGUACGCGGACGCGCUGCUCGGGCAGCUGCGACGGUGGCUGCUCUCCGCGUUCAGCUCCUUGCGCGAGCCCGCGCUGCGGCACCUCGUCGAGCUGUGCGUGAAGAAGGUGUUCACGUUGCUUCUCGCCGAGGUCAAAAAACUCGGCGCCGUCGUCGUGCACGCGGACACGCAGACGAUCACGAUCGCGACGGGGAAGACGCGUCUCGCCUCCGCGGCCGCGUUCGUGGACGGACUGCGCGCGAGCUUGCGCCGUCGCGAGCUCUUCUCGUGGCUCGAGCUCGAGCCGAGCCGGCAGUGGCACUCGCUGUUGUUCCGAGGGCCGUACGACUACGGCGGUUUACUCGCGUCGUCGCUUCCUGGCGCCGCCGCGUGGAGCGGGCACGACACGCAGGGGCCCGACGACGUCGAGCUCGACCCGGGGACGACGAACGCGCGAGACGCCUCGGACGCCGCGGACGCGCUGGACAUGCACUGGAACAUCGCGAGCUUCCUCCCGGAGUCGCUGCGCGAACACUUCGAGGUCAUCGUCAGCGAGUUUAUCUUCCGGCCGUGGAAGCACGAGCACGGCGGCGGAUUGGAGGACGCCGCGGAGUCCGCGCGACGACGCGAGAUCGACCGGCACCUCGAGGACGAGGGCGACGACGCGCUGGACGAGGAACCGCCGCCGGAGAUGAUGCAGCAGCGAGAAUACCACCACGGAGACUUGGACCACGAGCGAGAAGACGGUCUUCCCGCGACGACGCGCCGAGAAGCCGCGGCGGCGGAGGAGGAGCGACGCGCCGCGUGGCUCGGCGCUCAGGUCGAGGGGUACUUCUCCCAGCGCGUGCUGCGUCUCGCGGGGGAGAUUCAGAAGCACCUGGGCCCCGGGGCGAGCGCGAGGGCGUCGCCGCAGGACGCGUUCCCGACGCCCCCCGGCGCGCACCUCCCGAAAGAUUUGCGAGGGUCGCCCGCGUUGGCGUUUAUCAAGACGCUGUGCGCGGCGUUGUCGUUGGAUACGACGGUGGAGGGCCACGUCGCGUUGCUUCGCAAGAACGCGCUGAAGCUUCUCCGCGUCCCGGAGUACGCGCCGCAGGCGGAGUUCCGCGAGCCGUGCGUCACGUUCGUCCUGCGCGACGCCGUGUGCGGGUACUGCGGCGACUGCCGCGACCUGGACCUGUGCCGCGAUCGACGGCUCGUGGACGAAGGGUCGUGGGACUGCGUCGGUUGCGACGCGCCGUACGACCCGCAGUGGAUCGAGGGCGCGCUCGUCGCGCACGUCAACGAGCGAAUGCGGUGCUCCGCGCUGCAAGACUUGAGGUGUACGCGCGACCGGAAGAUCAAGAGGGAUCAUCUCGGGAGCCGGUGCGUCUGCGGCGGGUUGUACGCGUGCACGGAGAGCGCGACGGGCGCGGCGGAUGAUUUACGCGUGAUGCGCGACAUCGCGACGCAUCACGGGUUUAAAGUUCUGAAGGACGUCGUCGAGUGGGUCGCGAGGCGGUCGCCGAACCUCGCGGGCGUCGGCGGGGUCUUGGAGUGA